UCCUCUAGGGCUUCAAUUUUUCUAGCUAUGUGGUGGAAGAUGGGAUUCCUCAUUCCUGUGUCUCUGCUGCUGCUGUAGAUGACAAACUCUACUUUCUUUUAGCUCAAUCUCCCUUUCUUCCUCUAUUCUAUUGAUUCUGAGUGAUGGGUUCUUACUUAAUUUGAUUUUCUAUCAAAUUUGAGCAUAUGGGGAUGCGUGAUUAUCAGUUAAAACAAUGGAAAUCAACAGAUCUUCCCAAAUACACCUACAAACACAAUCUUUGGAAAACCCCCUUCCUCCCAGCACAAAAUUUAGUGCUACGAAUUCUACAAAGAAGACAGUUCUCCAAGGAAAUAAUAUCAUAAAGUCAGCUGUAAUGGUGAAAAUGAAAUCAAUCAACUUGGAGGACCAGAGGUACUUUUAACCUAAUAAUCUUCUCUAAUAUCUACGGAGUAUUAAUUAUGUAAAUUUAUAAGGUGGGUUUUCAUAAAGUUAUAAUUUUUAUGAGAUUCCAAGCUUAAUUUGUUUUUGAGAAAUGAAGUUUUCUGUGACUUGAUUUGUGGAUUUGAUAGAUUGAAUUCUGUUUAUUAAUCAGUUCUGUUAGCUCUAAAACUAAUAGAAUUAGCUAAUCCUAUUUCUAUAGAGAAUCUAUUUGAUUUUAUUCCUGAGGAUGCUCAUGGCAGGCUACAAAUUUUAUAUGCAUAACUUGCAACCUAUACCUAGAUAGGGCCGAGGCCGGCAAAUUGACUGUGUUGUAAUGUUCAUAGCCUAUUCGAACGGAUUUUUUGAUUUCAAUCUUAUGUUAGUCCACACAAGAUUGUAAUAUACUAGCAACUAUUUCAACUUCCAAAGAGACUUUGUUAGCUGUUAAGUCAUUUUCUCAGAAAACUCGUUCUGGUAUGAUGAAGUUAGCCAUCAGGUCUUCUUAAUUAGUCAAUGACAUGGUAAGAAGUAUCAUAUACUAGGAUAGAUGGCAACGUGGGCAAUAUGGAAUUGUUGAGGAAUGUGCUGAAUAAUAGUUUAAUUAGGAAACUACUAGAAGGUGUUGCGUUAUGCAGGGAAGUUCUUAGAGCUCAUAAGCAACCACAACUUCUUUCAGGUUUCGAGAAUGGGAUAUUUAGUAGGUAAGGGACGUGAAAGUCCAUAAACUUCUACAUAUAUGAUGAGUAAAUUGAACUUUCCAAGCAACAGACCAGCUAUUAUUUUAAUAUGUAGUUUGCAGACUUCCAUCAGAAGCAAAAGACCAGCAUUUGGGAUGGUUGACCUGAAAAAAUGAACACGGUUGAUCUGAAUAAAUGAACAAGCAAUACAUCUCACCGACUGAACUAUUCAAUCUUGCAUCUUCUGUUAUUAAUUAUAAAUUUAUUAAGGAGCUUGAAGUACGUGACUAUGAACUUAGACCACUCCAAGCAAAUUCAGAAACAGACAUAACAAGACUAGUCAAAAAUUGUAGUAUAAUCUAAGCCCCAAUCAUUUUGUCUAGUUUCAAGUGUGAUUUUUCUUCCUUGUUGAGUUUUUGUUUUGGUUUGAACUUGUACUAUUACGAUGGCUGAAAAAAAUGGCGAAGCAGCAGUAGGAAUAGAUUUAGGGACAACAUAUUCAUGUGUAGCAGUAUGGGAACAUGGCCGUGUUGAGAUUAUUACCAAUGAUCAAGGAAAUCGCACUACUCCUUCAUAUGUUGCUUUUACUGAUUCUGAACGUUUAAUUGGUGAUGCUGCUAAAAAUCAAGUUGCCAUGAAUCCUACCAACUCCAUUUUCGAUGUGAAGCGGUUAAUUGGUAGGAAAAUCAAUGAUAGCUUUGUUCAGAGUGAUAUGAAGCUAUGGCCCUUCAAAGUCAUUCCUGGCCAAGAUGAGAAACCCAUGAUUCAAGUCAAAUACAAGGGCAGGGAUGUAAAGUUUUCAGCCGAGGAAAUCUCAGCCAUGGUUCUCUCUAGGAUGGUACAAGCUGCUGAAGCUUAUAUUGGUUCAAGUGUUAAGAAUGUUGUUGUUACAGUCCCUGCUUACUUUAAUGAUUCUCAGCGCCAAGCUACUAUGGAUGCUGGAAAAAUUGCUGGCCUUAAUGUAAUGCGUAUCAUCAAUGAACCAACGGCGGCUGGACUUGCUUAUGGUCUUCAUAAGGAGGCAACCAGUAUUGGUGCGAAGAAUGUUCUUAUCUUUGAUCUUGGUGGUGGUACUUUUGAUGUUUCGUUAAUCACCAUUGAGGAUCGUAUCUUUGAAGUCAAGGCUACAGCCGGAGAUCCCCAUCUUGGAGGAGAGGAUUUCGAUAACAGCAUGAUGACUGAGCUUGUUCAAGAGUUCAAGAAAAAGCACAAGAGAGACAUUAGUGGAGACCCAAAGGCUCUUAGGAGGUUGAGAACAGCAUGUGAGAGGGCAAAGAGGGCCCUCUCAUCUACUACCCGGACAACCAUUGAAAUUGAUUCUUUGCAUCGAGGAAUCGAUUUUCAAACAUCCAUUUCUCGUGCUAGAUUUGAGGAGCUGAAUAAGGAUUUGUUUGAGAAAUGCAUGGAAACUGUUGAGAAAUGUCUGAUGGAUGCUAAGAUGUUCAAGAGCAGCAUUCACCAAAUUGUGCUCGUUGGAGGGUCCACAAGAAUUCCAAAGGUUCAGUCUCUAUUGCAGGAUUUGUUUGAUGGGAAGGAACUCUGCAAGGGCAUCAACCCUGACGAGGCUGUGGCUUAUGGUGCUGCAGUGCAAGCUGCUAUGCUCAGUGGUGUGGAUGAUGUGAAGUUGCAGGAGUUGGUGGUGGUGGAUGUGACGCCUCUUUCUCUUGGUAUUCAUACAAUUGGAGGUGUUAUGAAUGUGUUAAUCCCAAGGAACACAACCAUUCCCACCAAAAAGGAAAAGUUUUACACUACUAACGCGGACAAUCAAUCGGGUGUGAUGAUUCAGGUGUAUGAGGGUGAAAGAACUAGAACUGUUGACAAUAACUGUUUGGGUGUGUUUGUAUUAGACGGAAUUCCACCAGCACCUCGUGGUGUUCCUCAAUUAACAGUAAGCUUUGAUAUGGAUGCAGACGGCAUACUGAAUGUGUCUGCUGAGGAUAAGAGAUCAGGAAACAAAAAGAUGAUCACGAUUACAAAUAAUAAAGGGAGGUUGUCAAUGGAUGAAAUUGAGAGAUUGAUCCAAGAGGCGGAGAAAUACAAAGCAGAAGAUGAAGAACACACAAAGAAGGUGGAGGCUAUGAACUCGUUAGAGAAUCACACAUACAGCAUCAGGAACAUGAUUAAAAAACAUGGUUGGAAGCUAACAUCGAAUGUUAGGAUAAAGAUGGAGGAUGCGGUCAAGUAUGCCUUUCAGCGUUUGCGUAGCAAUGAAAUUGGCGACAUAGAAGAUAUCAAUGGCGAGAUAAGGAAGUUAAAGAAUCUAUGCACCCCUAUCAAUCCUAUAAUAAACGGGCAGGGUGGUGUUAGUGCAGAACCCAAAAUCGAGGAUGUCGAAUAAAGUUUGCAUCCCCACUUUUCCUGAUUUCGUGGUAACUUGGAACAUGGAAAAUCCAAGAUCGAGACAUCCUCGGCUUUGACUGAAGUUGCAUCUGGAAGGGAGAAACAAAAAGAUGAGGAAGAGCUUGAUGAAGAGAUGGGUUUCAGUGUUUUGAGUCAGAUGAUGAAUAUUGAUGCCUUGGUUAUACUUGGCUAUUAUAGCACUUCAAAUUUUCAGCGUUUUUGUUUGAUAGGAAAUCACGCUUGGUUAUGUUUGCUUUUUGUUCAUUGUUCAAUUGGAAACCUUUUCUACAGAA
This is a messenger RNA of Papaver somniferum (opium poppy), 3712 nucleotides long. RefSeq names its product heat shock cognate 70 kDa protein 2-like. Gene Ontology annotation, biological process: protein refolding; cellular response to unfolded protein. The transcript has 3 exons. Lineage: Eukaryota; Viridiplantae; Streptophyta; Magnoliopsida; Ranunculales; Papaveraceae. Gene Ontology annotation, molecular function: ATP-dependent protein folding chaperone; heat shock protein binding; ATP binding. Gene Ontology annotation, cellular component: cytoplasm. The record is from RefSeq and is a predicted model, not a curated record. The coding region runs from base 1525 to 3417 and encodes 630 amino acids.